UCCCCAGUGCUUUGCAAGGGUUCAUAUUGCAGAACAGUCAUGUAUGGGUAUUUGUAGUUAUAAAUACUUGACCAGUCUCCAGGGGUGGGGUUUCCAACCCUUUAAACAACCCCGUUGCCUGUUAUCAAGCUGACUUUUUGCUCUAAGUGCCAGAAUUGAUUGUGAUUAGGACAUCUUUUGCUGAGAAAUAAAUAAAAUGGAACAUAAUGGGUCUGCUUCAAAUGCUGAUAAAAUCCACCAGAAUCGUUUAUCGAGUGUUACAGAAGAUGAAGACCAAGAUGCCGCUCUUACCAUUGUGACUGUGCUGGACAAAGUGGCCUCCAUUGUGGACAGUGUGCAGGCAAGCCAGAAGAGAAUAGAAGAGAGACACAGGGAAAUGGAAAAUGCCAUAAAAUCUGUCCAGAUUGACCUGUUGAAGCUUUCACAGUCGCAUAGUAACACAGGCCAUAUCGUUAACAAGUUGUUUGAGAAAACCCGAAAAGUCAGUGCUCACAUUAAAGACGUGAAGGCCCGGGUGGAGAAGCAGCAAAUUCAUGUUAAAAAAGUUGAAGUCAAGCAAGAGGAAAUAAUGAAGAAAAACAAAUUCCGCGUGGUAAUAUUCCAGGAAAAGAUCCGGUGUCCGACAUCCCUGUCUAUUAAAGAGAGAAACCUAACUGAGAACCCGGAGGAGGAUGAGGAGGAGGAUAUCUUUGAUCCCCCAAUAGAUCUCUCUUCGGAUGAAGAAUAUUAUAUUGAAGAAAGCAGAUCUGCCAGGCUUAGAAAGUCAGGCAAGGAGCGCAUUGAUAAUAUCAAAAAGGCAUUUUCUAAAGAAAACAUGCAGAAGACACGCCAGAAUUUUGACAAGAAAGUGAACAGAAUUAGAACUAGAAUAGUGACCCCGGAGAGAAGAGAAAGGCUGAGGCAGUCAGGAGAGAGGCUGAGGCAGUCAGGAGAGAGGCUGAAACAGUCAGGGGAAAGAUUUAAGAAAUCUAUUUCUAAUGCGGCUCCCUCAAAGGAAGCCUUUAAGAUGCGUAGUCUCAGGAAAGCUAAGGAUCGAACUGUGGCGGAAGGUCAGGAAGGUGACAGGGAGAUGGGGGUGGACAUAAUUGCCAGAAGUGAUUCUCUGGGCCCCAUCAGUGAGCUCUACCCUGAUGGGCUCAGUGAACCAGAACAUGAGGCAGCCAGGGCAGCAUAUCCUUCCCGAGAACAGGGGGACAUUCCCACCCCUGAGCCUUUGAAAGUUACUUUUAAACCUCAGGUGAAAGUAGAGGAUGACGAAUCUCUUUUGUUAGAUUUAAAGCAGUCAUCAUAAAGAGGAAUUAAGCAGAUCCUGAGUAUAAAUCUCCUUAAUCAUGCAGUUUUAGUUUGAAUAGUGUAGUCAUUUACAUUUAUAUGCCAUAUGGGAAAACAGAAAUGGUAUGGCUGUUUCAUUUCUUAUAUUUAAAAUCUUGAAGAUAAUAUAAAUAUUAUAUACAUUUCCUUGUAACUUCCUGGGGAAUUCUUUUUUAUCCCCUCCCUGGGCAUAUGUGAUUCUAGCAGCUUUUUCUCUGACAUCACUCUUUCUCAUGGCAGCUGUGAAGUUUUAAGUUCCUUUGUCUUGCCCAUCAGAAAUGUAGUUUCCUAGGUCAGGCCAAUUAGGUGGUUGGUCAUUUGGAACAAAGAAAGGGCAAAUCUGUGGCCAUGAUUUGCAAGUGAACUCUAGAUACUGGUCUGGAUCAAUGUUGUGGCCAACCUCAAAGGGGAAUAACUAACAUGUGGGUUAUAUAGUCCAGAUGUUCAAAUCAAUAGAUGUGUUAGUAAGCUAGCAGUCACACCCCUUUUUGGAUGCUUUUGCAUAAAAAAUUUGAAGUUCUGGACUUGAGCAUUUGGCUCUAGCAUCAUAGCUUUACUUAUAGCACAACAGUUGGCAAGUCACCUGCUUAUUCUCAUCAGUAAAAUGGAGAGAGUUAUCCCAUCCUGCCCAUCGCAGAGGACUGUUGUGAAGACCAGAGGAAACGUUUUACAUUCUGGGAGAACAAGAAGCGCACCCAGAGAAAACAAGCCUCAGUAGUUCCUCAAAACCAGAAUCAAAAUAAUUCCACCUUCUGAAAAAGUCCUUAAGCACUGCUCAGUGAGGUCCUUGGUUGGACAGAAACGAAAGUUUGUCUUCAGAGCAUUUUCACAGAAUCAGGAGUGAAAAACAAAUGUUUGGGUGACCACUUUUUCAUCAAAGACUAAAACCAAACCGUAGGUUUUAGUUGGGUCUUAAAAUUUCCCUGGCAAACCCUUUUCUAAUUUCCUUUUGAUUUAGACCUAUGGUGGACUAUAGCCACAUUUGUUUGAGCAGCGCGAGGUGAAAACAGCAGCUUUGAUGUCCUGUGGCCUUUCUAAAGUCAGCCCUGAUGCACUGCAUUUGGAAAUGACCUCAAAUCUUCUGUUUUCCAGAGUGACCCCUUCAGGGCCCGACGUCUAAAACAGUGUCUGUAGGAGUUCAUCAUAGCUGCUUUGGGAGGAAGCCAGAUUUCCACUUAUCUGUUAGCUUUAGAUCUGUCCAGUCAGGAAGUAGAUGUUGUUGCUAAAGAAAGAGAGAAAUGGUCACACUGGUUUGCCAGUGGUAGCAUGCUUAAAUCUUCUAGUUUUGUGAUAGGGAAGAAAUGAUGGAAUUGUUGAAGUUGAAGAGUUUGGACAACAAUCAGAUCCCACUUUUUCCUCACUUUCAGAUCACUUUUGGAUAAUCAGGUAGUAGUUAAAAAUAAUAAGUAUAUACAUAGAUACACGGGCACAGCUUUAGACUAUUUGACUCAGUUACCCAGAUGUGCGUUUGGAAGUUUAAUUCAGCAUUAUUUCCUCUUCACCCUGCAUGAACACAUAGAAUUGCAAAUCAUUCAUCUUGUUAUUAUAUUGAAAAUUAAAGUGUGUACAACAUUGAAUAAUAUUUUAAAAAGAACUUUUUUUAGAAAGAACUUGGAUGCGAAACUCACAUUUUCUUAAGAGCCAUAAUAAAUUUCAAUUUAAAGAGACAUUAUUACAAAGUUUGAUGCCAAUGUCCUAGUUGUAAAUAUUUUUACAAAUAAUGAAUGCAAACCAUGAAUAUAAAGAAGCUUUUUCUUUUUUCUAGCCCAAUGUAGAAUAAAUAUCAAUUGGGCUAAAAUAGUUUUCUGCAAAUAUUACUGUCAAAGAAUUUUUGUAAAGUCAGUUUGCUUACUGACCCAUUCUGUAAUCAGACUUGACAUUUUAUGGGACAUUUCCUAUGCAGAUAUAUUUGAAUUUUGAUGAGGAAGGAGUUAUAACCUAGCAGCUCUUCAACCUGGUUGACUUUGUGCAACCUCAGAAACACUGAAACAAUAUCAUGUCUCUGGAGGUUCAUUGUAACCUUGUACUGCUUUCUUGGUACUAGUGGGAUUUUCCCUCCAUGUUGCUUCUUUCUCUUGACAUUUUUUUCCCAUAUUUAGGGCAUUCCUAAAUUCCACAAUCAUAAUUUCUUCUCUUUUCACUUUAUUUUCUUAUUGUAAACUUAAUGAGUUGCAAGCAUAUGGGUUCACACAUCCUAUUUAAUGUAAAGGGUAUUCUAGUCAAUGUUCCUUAUUUUAAAAGUUUAAGACAACACAGAAGAGAUUAUUUUACUUAUUUUACUCAUCUGUGUUUUAGAAAUCUUGCAUAUCAGAUUUUAAACAAUUUAUUCAAAUGAAACCAUUAGCAGGAUUUAUCCCCUUUUUUCUGCUGAGGCAGGACAGUGCAACAUCCAUAGAUACCAGGGCGAGGAGCCCACCCUCAGGCUCUUCUACAGAAUAGAUAGAGAAGUGCACAUCUGUCUUAGAGAAAAGGGCAGAUGUGAAACAAUGAUAAAGAGCAUGAAAAUUCAGCUUGCUGACAGUAUACUUGUGGUAUGUGUGUGAACCCCCUUGAGUAAGCUUUCAGAAAAUAAAAAUACAAACCAAAAUAAAAAUACAAACCAUUUUGAGUUCCUUCUUCACCUUCUUCACACAUUAAGGGGUUUGGUUUAGAACAAAGCUUGACAUUCAUGGUGGUUCUAUUGGCUAAAACACAUGGGUCAUGUUAUGUAAAAUAUUCCACAGAACCAUUGUUAACUGUGCAGUUCCAUUAUAUGAAAUAAUGAGGCCUUAUUUUCUUCUGUUUUUUAUAGCUUCUUUUAUUUAACGCUGAUAAGAAAAUUACAGAUUAUGAUCCCCAAAUAGGGAGAAUGACCACGAUGGUCUCAUCCUCAAUUCUGUUUGAAUUUGGGGCAUUCUAGUCACUGGUCUGUCGUGAAUGAAAAAUGAAAUGCUCGUGCUAAAUUUUGUGUGUCAUUCGUGUGACCACCUCUGAGUUAUUUCUGAGAAUUUACAGUUGUCCUUCCCGGGAAGGAUUUAGGAUAACUACUACUUCACUGUAAGUCUCUUAGGAUGUCCACGAAUCCUGUGAGGGUAGAAUACAGUGGGAGAAUAUUCUCGUGCUUUGAAUUUAUUUUGGGCAUCUUCCUAAAAUCCAGCUGUGUUUGCCAAAGGGCCCUCCCCAGACUGCUCCGCCACUUGAUGCCUUUGCUCAUGCUGUAUGUCUGUUUGGAGUUCCACCUUUUCCUUUCAUUCUGGGAGAUGACUUUCAAGUUCAGUGAUAAUGGAAAUUUCCUUGUUUUAGCUUUCCCUGUUCACCUCAUCACCUAGGAAGGGCCAGAUUCCAUACAUACAACAUCUUUACUUACCAAAUUCUGUGAGGCACUGAGGAUUCAAAGAUGAAUAGAAGUUCUCUCCUCUGGCUCCUUCCCAUCCCUUACCUUGGGCUCACAGUGUUCUGGGAGACAGUCGAGCAAAAAAAUUCAGCAGUGUGACUCGUGCUAUGUAUAAGAUGAUGGAACUGUAGAGAUGGAAGAUGUUUAUAUAGCAUUUUGAUCAUUCAUCUGCCCUAGCACUUGGCUCUGCUUUGUAGUUUAUUUGUGUAACUGUCUUCUAGACUGUGCUUCUCAAGGGUAGGAACUGUAUUUUACUCACCUUUGGGUCACCAGCACUUGGAGAGUUUCCCAAGUUUGUGUCAUAAAUCCAGAGAUGAAGGAUGUGUUCCCUUGCACCUAAGGAACUUUCCCCUGGUGGAGAAGAUCAAUGCAUCAUGCUCAGAUUUAGGAAAGGAUGAUAAGGGAACAUAGAGGAAGACUCAGGGAAAGCUAGAGGAAAUGUUGCUUAAAUUAGCAUUUGAAAGGCCAAUAAAAAGUCAACUAAAUAAUAUAGAAAGAAUUCAAGGCAAGUUGCAGCCGGAGAGGUUGUAUGGAGUUGUUCAGAGUUUUAUGUCAAUGGCCAGAGAGCCAUUGAGGGGUUUUAAGCUGAGGAGUGCCAUGAUUGUUGUUUUAGAAAGAAUGCCCAGGUAACAGACCAGAGGCAGAAAGACCAGUCAGUAGGGCCCUUGCAUUUUUCCAGGUGAGAGGAGUAGCUGAACUAACGCAGCAACUGAGCUGUGGAGGGUGUGAACUUGGACAUGGGUUGUGAUGAGGAGCAAAUGAUCGCCAGGCUUCUGACUUGGGCAAGUGGCUGCACCAGUCAUUGAGAUAGGAAAUACCAACACCUCCCCGCCUUUCCCGAUUCUAAGACAGCACUCUUCUGCUGCUCCUCUUAGUCUGUCCUCUGACACCUUGGUUACUAGUCCCUGGGGAACAGAUGGGAACUAUGCCCGUACUGCAGAAGCUCCCACGCUAGAAGUCUAUCUAUUCCAGCUGUUGAGACUCUCACCUAUGCUUGAAGAAAAGCCUGCUUUGAAGUGAUCUUUUCCUGGCUCUAGCAAGCGCCUUGCCCUCUCCACCAGGAUGCCAAAGUCCUUGGGAAGCAAAACUGCCCUGCAGGUGUAAGGCCACUGUGAGAGCUUCUCUCCCAUCUAUAUUUUUGCCCAAGACCAGUUUUCUCCUUGUUUGUUGUGUGGGCCAAAGAAAAACUACUCUUGAUUCUUAGAAUGAAUUGUCAUUUUCUAAUAUCAUUUGUUGUUCGGCACCUGAGGAUUUCAGCCCACGCUGUGCUUUAUUCCAGCUGACACCACAAUAAAAGCUGUUGUCACCUGCUACAUUGGCCAAGGCCAAUUGUCCAGGUUCAUUUAGCUACUCAAAUCAGCUGCCAUGGUGGCCGCAAGAGGCUCAGUCAAUCUCAUCAUGGGCUCUUUGGUUUUAAAUCUAAUCCCUCAGUUUCUGUCAUAUUAGAUCUGAGUCAUGGUAUUAAAAAUGUAUUAGGGGUUCAAGAUGUGCUUAAUGCUACUCAUUCUUCUUCCCCUCCAAAGUUCUGGCUGAUGGAGAGUUCAUAUAAGGAUUGCCAGAAAAAUGGGGAACAAAGUGUCAUCUUUGUUACUGGCUGAGUGGAUGUUUAAGAAAUUCCCCGAAUGUAGGGCAUCUGGUAAAUUCUGUUCUGAGCUGAAAUUUAGAACUACAAAGAGCACCCCAGUCUGAAGAGUUUGGCUCCAUUUCUUACUGUGAGUCUGUUAAGGUUUUUCCUGGCUGAAGUUUGUCCACAGCCUAAUAUGGUAAAACCAGGUUAUCCUAAAAAUCUCAUGGGCCAAUAUUCCUAACUUACCAGGGUCUAAUUCUCAACAAACUGUGGUUGUGUAAAUAUGUUGUUUUAGGGUAAUAUAAACUAUUGAAAUGAGUGUAUUACUUUAAUUGUAUUAUAUUAGCUCCUUCAAGUGGCCACAUUUUAUUUGGACUGUUUCCGUAAGAAGAAGAAAUAAACAGAAUUAUUCAUGGGAUGCUUUUGGUUCUAGUUCAAAGCAAUAGAGAAGAUUUCAGAGGGAAACAUUCAUAUGCUGUCAACUGUCAAGAAAUAGGAUUAAAUUUUCUUUAACAGGAGAGAAAAUAAUAAACCAUAGGUUGUAGAUUGAUGAGGAAGAUGUACCAAAAUAUCCUCUACUUGAAACUCAUGCAUCUUUCUCACAUAAAAAGAAAUCACUGGCAUUUCAGGCAAACCUUUGUUGGAGAGUAAAAUCACUUAAGAUUUACCAGUUAUUCUCCCAUAUUAAAAAAAAUCAUCUUCCAAUGAUAAUCUGCUUAAGCAUCUCCUCUCCCCCUUUUUGUUCUUUUCAGGAUGACAGCUGUGGAGGUAGAGGGGCUGGGAAAAGGCUAAAAUUGGUUAGGAUCCAAAGGAGCCUGUGAUUUACUCCGGCAGUUUGCUGGAAACCAAGCCACAUGCAUAUCAUAGAUUAUUUUUUCUGAACUUCUCUCAAAAUUUUGUAUGGAAAGGACUAUGAUAAUUACAUUUUUUCAGGGGCAUGAGUUUUAGGAAUGGGGAGAGCAGACAUGGGAAUCAUGAAAUUUAAUUAUGAGUCUUCUGGGCAAAAAACCAACUCUCAAGUUGGAAUUAAAGAUCAAAGGCAGGAACACUCUAAAUAGUGCAAGUUGAAUCUGGAGAAGUGUAAAGGUGAUCUCCGUUGUCACUGAGGACAAAGCAAAAUAAAAUGGGGUUUCAAUGCAGGAGAAGAUAAUUGGGUUGUCCACAAAGAAAGGCUCCUAUUCUCCAGAAACAUCUCCCUCCAUGGAGCUUUUAAGAAUUGAACAAUUUUAUUUGGAGGCAGGGUAGUAAAUUAGGUUUCUAGAGAUGAAUGCUGCAUGCUUUAUGUCUCUGCUGUUCCACCGUUUUUCACAAGGGUAGUCAUGACUGUUGUAUUCAAACCUCUUUUUUAAAGCCUUUUUAAAAAUUUACUUAUUUUUAUUUCUUAGAGAUGGGGUCUUGCUCUGUCGCCUAGGC
Molecule: messenger RNA, 7664 nt
Organism: Lemur catta (Ring-tailed lemur)
Lineage: Eukaryota; Metazoa; Chordata; Mammalia; Primates; Lemuridae
Gene: CAVIN4
Product: caveolae associated protein 4
Exons: 2
Coding region: 197-1291 (364 amino acids)
Biological process (GO): regulation of gene expression
Cellular component (GO): caveola; cytoplasm
Source: RefSeq, a predicted model, not a curated record